Molecule: messenger RNA, 2172 nt
Organism: Prunus armeniaca (apricot)
Lineage: Eukaryota; Viridiplantae; Streptophyta; Magnoliopsida; Rosales; Rosaceae
Source: the annotation of a GenBank genome assembly
AUGGCCUAUACUCCUCAGCAAAAUAGAGUGGUAGAGAGAAAGAAUAGGACUGUCAUUGAGAUGGCAAAAUCAAUGUUACAUGAUAAGGGAAUGCCUUAUUUCCUAUGGGCAGAAGCAAUGCAUACAGCUGUUUAUUUGCUGAACAGAUGUCCUACCAAAGCUCUCCAUAACAUUACCCCAUUUGAAUCAUAUAGUGGAAGGAAGCCUGGAAUUGCACAUCUGAAAGUUUUCGGUUCUCUGUGUUAUGUUCAUGGACUAGCUGAAUUGAGGCACAAGCUGGAUCCUAAGAGUACAAAGGGAGUGUUUGUGGGAUAUGCCAUUUGUGAAAAAGGCUAUAGAGUUUUUGAUCCAGUUUCUAACAAGCUUAUAUUGUCAAGGGAUGUGACAUUUGAUGAAGAAGGUGCUUGGCAUUGGACAGAUAACAAUGAUUCAGUUAUGACACCAUACACAAUUGAAAAUCAAGUAGAUUUUGAUUUUCAUUCCGAUAGUUCAAAUGGCAACUCUACUGUUACACCUCAAACUCUGAAUAUGCAGGGGAGAACAUCAUCAACUCCAAGUGAUAUAAGCAGUGAAGAAAGGAGAACUCAAGCUUAUGAUCACACUCCUUUAAAAUGGAGAAAGCUAGAUGAUGUUCUUGCUCAGUGUAACUUGUGCAUCAUGGAACCAGAAAAAUAUGCUGAUGUUGCUCAAGAUGAAUCUUGGCUUAAAGCUAUGCAAGAUGAAUUGCAGAUGAUUGAAAAGAAUGGAACAUGGGAAUUGGUGGAUAGACCAAUUGAAAAACCAGUGAUUGGAGUUAAGUGGGUUUACAAGACAAAACUGAAUUUGGAUGGCUCUGUGCAAAAGAAUAAAGCACGAUUAGUUGUCAAAGGGUAUGCUCAGAAGCCUGGACUGGAUUAUAGUGAAACUUAUGCACCUGUAGCCAGAUUGGACACCAUUAGAACACUUAUUGCUCUUGCUGCUCAAAAGGAUUGGAAACUAUACCAGCUUGAUGUGAAAUCUGCCUUCCUUAAUGGUGUGCUACAAGAGGAAGUCUAUAUCAAUCAACCUGAAGGUUUUGUAAUUAAAGACAAAGAGGACAAAGUUUAUCGUCUACAUAAAGCUCUCUAUGGUCUGAAGCAAGCACCAAGGGCUUGGUAUGGAGAGAUAGACAGCUAUUUCACUCAAUGUGGUUUUAAGAAAAGCCUAAGUGAAGCAACUUUAUACACCAAAGAAAGGGGAGAUAAGGAUAUCCUAAUUGUCUCUAUUUAUGUAGAUGACAUUGUCUACACAGGGAGCAAUAAGGAGUUACUAGAUGAGUUUAAGGAAGAUAUGAUGACUAAAUAUGAGAUGACAGAUUUAGUAUAUUUCUACAUCAAAAGAAGUAUGUAUGCUAGCACCUUGUUGAACAAAUUUGGCUUGACUGAAUGCAAAUAUGUAACCACACCUCUUGUUGCCACUGAGAAACUAGCUAAGGAUGAUGGGAGUGGAGCUGCAAAUGAAGAACACUACAGAAGCAUUGUUGGUAGUCUGCUGUACUUAAUUGCUACAAGACCCGACAUCAUGUAUGCUUCCAGUCUGCUAGCCAGAUUCAUGCACUGUCCUACAAACAGGCAUUAUGGAACAGCUAAAUGUGUUUUGAGAUAUGUCAAGGGAACUCUAGACUACGGCUUAGAGUAUGUGAAAGGCAGGAAAUCAGUUCUGAUCGGCUACUGUGACAGUGAUUGGGGAGGAUCAGUUGGUGAUAGCAAAAGCACAUCGGGGUACGCUUUUACCUUUGGGAGUGGAGUGUUUUCUUGGGCUUCAGUCAAACAGAACUGUGUAGCGUUGUCCACUGCAGAAGCUGAGUACAUUAGUGCAGCUGAAGUAACUACACAGGCUAUUUGGUUGCGUUUUGUGCUAGAGGACUUUGGAGAGCUACAAACUGAAGCUACUUCAUUGCAUUGUGACAAUAUCUCAGCAAUUGCAAUCACUAAAAACCCUGUGUUCCACCAGAAGACUAAGCACAUUGAUAGAAGAUACCAUUUUAUCAAGGAUGCUUUGCAAGAAGAAGUCAUUGAUCUGGAAUACUGUCCUACCAAUGAACAACUAGCUGACAUUUUCACCAAACCAUUGGCCAAAGAUCGGUUCAAUUAUCUCAGAGGCAUGCUUGGAGUGAAAUCAGCUCAAGACUUAAAGGAAAGUGUUGAAUUAUAA